AUGGAUAUUCCAUCCACAUCAGGCAAAAGCAAUAACACUUUUGAUAACAGUGAUGUCUCUAGUAUUGAUGAGACGUAUGCAGAUUCAGCUUCCAGUUACAAUCCUUCUGAUAUUGAAGAUUCAUUAAGUCAAAAAAGUAAAGGUGAAAAUGAAAAUGUAUUGGUGACUGAUGAGAAAUUACAAAGCAGUUUUCAGUCUAACGGUAUUGCGAAUCCUGGAGAAAUUCUAAGAAGCAGAGACAUUGAAGCAGCUAAAUUUAGCAAUUUACAAGAUUUGUUAGUGUAUGUACCACCUUAUUUACAUAACUUUUAUAACAAUCUAAAUGUUACAAAUUUAGAUCAACGUAUACAAAAUAAUGAUGAUGGUGAAGAUAAUGUGUUUUACGCUAUAGAAGAUUCCGAACAAAUGAUGGAAUAA
Messenger RNA from Diabrotica balteata, 417 nucleotides. NCBI's taxonomy places the organism in Eukaryota, Metazoa, Arthropoda, Insecta, Coleoptera, Chrysomelidae. The record is from the annotation of a GenBank genome assembly.